This is a messenger RNA of Epithele typhae, 1089 nucleotides long. RefSeq lists its product as uncharacterized. NCBI's taxonomy places the organism in Eukaryota, Fungi, Basidiomycota, Agaricomycetes, Polyporales, Epitheliaceae. The record is from RefSeq and is a predicted model, not a curated record. The transcript is spliced from 6 exons. Bases 1 to 1089 code for a protein of 362 amino acids.
AUGUCCGGUCUACUUCUCUUCGCUCAUCUCCCUGUCCGGGCAGGCGAGUGCCCCGACAAGGGCUACUAUGUCUACUAUCAAACGGCUAUUCGUUGCGCUAACGGUGCAGAUCCCGAAGAGCCAAAGAAGAACAAGCUUCUCCCCUGCUCCCUGCGGGUCUACGCAGAGAAUCAAGUCAUUUGGCCUGACCAUACUGUCGUCCUCCUCCUCGCUCGCAUGGCUGUAUCAGAAGAUGCUAGGCAUGGUUAUCUGGACGCCGUUCUUUCCAUUCCCGUUCCCGGCGACCCUGAUUCGGACGACUACAUGUCCUCCGAAGCACGGAUUCCCGUGCCGUGGGUCCUUGGUUCCGGAAUGGUCUCAUGCGCGGAAAGCACGUUCAAGUCUGGGAAGAUGUUCCGCGUGAACGUGCAGGAGUUCGUUCGUAAGAAGGACAUGGCCUCCCGCAUUAGUGUCCUCGUCCCACCUGACAAGCCGAGGCGAUGGGGUAAUUUCAAGGUUAACUACGCUCAACGGGUCCUCUUCAUUGGGACCUGUGAACGACUUAUGGACGACGGUCAGUUGGCCAUCGCUCUGGAGGCUGUCAACUUCCCUCCCAAGGAGCGUGCCAUGGGCGUUGCAGCUGCACACCCUGCAUCCUUGCCUGGUCCAUCUACUUCGCCGCCAUCAAAACGUCGUCGCAUGGAUGAGCUUGAUGAGCUUGAUGCAGUCGAUCCUCUGGAUUCCAUGACCCAGGCGACGAUGUCGACCCCGUCUCAGUCACCUGGUGCCGGCCCAUCAUUUCACUUCCGCAUCGGCCGCUUUGCGCAAGUCCGUCCUGCGCUGUUGCCCUCGGCACCCGCGGAACCAAUGCCGAUCCCCGCGGAUGCGACCGCGCUCGACAUGCUGCGCGAUGGCGACUUCGACUGGGACACGAAGCUGCGGGAGGUGUUCCUCACGAUGAGCCUGGGCAUACGGGCGAACUGCGUGCCGGUCAAGUUGGUCACCGAGGAGUAUAAGAAGAACUUUGAGUUCCCUCUGGUAAACUUUGCACUGAUGGCGAUCGAGCCAGUCGAUAUGUGCACAGCACAUGUCAUCACCCUUUCCCACUGA